UAUUUUGUCCACAUUAACACACUCGGCAAGAGGCUCUAUCAUGGCCAUCAUCAGAAGCCUACGCGUCUCAGGCAUCGCCCCUGCGCGAACCUCGCAACCCGCUUGCCAGCUCAAACCAGCAUAUUCAUUCGACCCUUCGUAACAAGCAGCUCAUAUAGACAGACAACAUCAAUUGGCAUGGAAUGGCAUGACCUCUCUCCCGAGCGCAAAAUCCAGUGGCUACUGGACUCUGGAGACACCGAAUGGGGCUGGGUCAUCUACCGAUGCACCUACAAGCCGGAGCUCCAGGGUGCUUGGGAGAGUUUCAAGAACCUCGUCGAAUACAGGACACGAAAGACCAUCGCAGAUUCAGACGCCCCCGAUAUUGCCGAGAAGCUCGACUGGGCCUGGGUCGAGGAUCAUGAGCUCGAGGGUGCAUCGCUGAGUGAGCUGAAGCGUAGAUUUAGGGCAUGGGUGCGCGCCGACACGCAAGACUCACCUUGUGAUAUAGGUGCUACACCCUAUGAAAACAUUUCAAGGUACACAUACUUUAUUCAGGUCGAUGAGGAAAGUCUGGUUAGCUGUCUUCGUGAAGCUGGUGUGGAUCUCCAUGGAGGACAUGUUAAUAUUGUUCGAGGCUGGGCGGGCUCGCUCCCUGAGGAGGAGAUGGGUGAGUCAAGUGAAGGCCUCGUCACCGAGGACUGGAUGAAGAUUCAGGCAAGCAUGGUGGAGCCUAUUUUUUACGCUGAAUUGUAUGAUGACACUUGGUAUACAAUUUAUUCGCCGCCGCCGCACGUAUGUGUUUGGUAGCUACCUUGAAAGCUCACAUUCUCGGUUUAUAAUGCUCACUCCUCUAUUUACUGUACUCCCUCAAAAGUUGGACUGUGGGUCAUUUUUAAUACAGCAGAUUCCUAACUAUCCUCGGUUAUCUCUUCACCGAUUGUGGUAAGUAGUGGAGAGAUUUG
This is a messenger RNA of Trichoderma asperellum CBS 433.97, 944 nucleotides long. Lineage: Eukaryota; Fungi; Ascomycota; Sordariomycetes; Hypocreales; Hypocreaceae. The record is from RefSeq and is a predicted model, not a curated record.